Molecule: messenger RNA, 949 nt
Organism: Schistosoma intercalatum
Lineage: Eukaryota; Metazoa; Platyhelminthes; Trematoda; Strigeidida; Schistosomatidae
Source: the annotation of a GenBank genome assembly
AUCGAAUCUGUUUCAUUAAGGAUUUAUUCAAAUAAGAUUUCUUGAAAUACCUGAGAUGCAUAUAAUCUUUAAAUGUCUAUUUAUUUCACAAAUGAUUACUUAUUAUUGUUUAAGUGAUUCUGAAUUAGCAAAAAAACAAAAUUAUUAUUCUAUGCCAAAUAUGUAUGCGUUCUGUGAAGCUAAUAAAAUUUGUUACGAAUUCGGACUAUCGGUUGGUAAGCAUUUGAAACUACCGGUAUUUGAAGAUUUACAGUAUAUUCUUAAAGAUGCAAAACUUAAAACAUUUUGGUUGGAAUAUAAUGCAUUAUUUACACCACGUAUGGCUGGUUUGAUCACAUGGCGAUAUCAUGAUAUAUCGAUAGAACUAGCUAAUUUGGGAGCAAUGAGAUCUACAAAUCUCCCAUUGUCUUACAAUGAUGAACGUUAUUGCGUGAUUCAUAAUAAAGAAGGUUUACUGGAAGGAGUUCAGUGUAAUAGUGUUAAUAAUGUUAUUUGUGUUGAAUCAAAUAUACAACAUGUCAAUCAACUGAUAGGCACUGAUUUAUCAAUUUUAUUGAAAAAAUUCACCAUUGAACAACGUGUUGAUUCAAAUUUUGUGUCAAUCGAUAGUCAAAGAGAUGGCUGUUAUGAACUGUUUACAAAGCAUAGUACAUACGAUUGUGUUUUACAAUGUGCUGAAACUGUAAAUUGUGUAUCAGGCUACUUUAAUCAAUUGCAAAACCAAUGUAUUAUCAUUUUAUACCAUCAUAGUUUAUUACCCCAUCAAUAUUCGGAUUCUAUAGCUCAUUGGUUAAGAUUUAUACUUAAUUAUUAAAUGUAAUUAAAUGUUAAUUAUUUUGUCAAUGAACAAAUUGUGUUUGAUAAUUUCCCUAUGUAACCGAUAUCAUUAUCAUACAUCAUUGUAUUUACUAAAUGUUAUUAUCUAACAAGACUAGUGACAGAUAAAUAA